AUGAGCGAUGGCGGGUGGAUCUCGCUCAGCCCCACCGAGUUUGCCCAGCUCCAGCAGUACACGGACUACUCCACCAAGAAGCUCAAGGAUGUCCUGCAGGAGUUCCACGGGGACGGCGUCCUCUCGAGGUACAACCCCGAAGAGCCCAUCGACUACGAGGGCUUUCGCCUCUUCAUGAAGACCUACCUAGAGGCGGAUGUGCCCGAGGAGCUUUGCCAACACCUCUUCACCUCCUUCAAGCGUAAGAUAUGCCAAGCCUCCCCCGAGACCCAGCGUCAGAGCCCCGGCGUCUCACAGCUCAACACCCUCGAGCCCAAGUCACUCAAUGCCGGCAUCUCCAUCCAGACAGAGGUGGCCUAUGCCCCUGCCGCAGGGAUCAAUGGGAAAAUGCUCCUAAGUGCCCUGGGACGACACACUCCCGAGCCCAAGAGCUGCCACAGCAACGCGGCUGAGCUGCAGCCGGCAUCCCUCACCCCGGCAUCGAUCCCCAAUGCCUCCCCGAGCUGGUCCAGGUCAUCCUCCCAGAAGUCCACCACCGGCACCCCUUCUGCUCACAACUCCUCGGGCUCUUCGAAGAUCUCCUCCGGGUCCCUGCUCAGUCCUCAGUCGCCAGGCACGAGGACUGUGGAGAAGAGGUUACCCUUCAGCCUGCGGAAGAGCCACAGCUCCCUGAAAGCCACCCCCCCACCACCCCCCACCCCCCUGGCCCAGGUGGUCCACCUGAAGGACAUCGUCUGCUACCUGUCCCUGCUGGAGAGGGGACGGGCAGAGGACAAGCUGGAGUUUAUGUUUCGCCUCUACGAUACUGAUGGAAAUGGCCUCCUGGAUAGCUCGGAGCUGGAUCGUAUCAUCAACCAGAUGGUGCACGUGGCUGAGUACCUGGAGUGGGAUUCCACCGAGCUGAAGCCCAUCUUGAAGGCAAUGAUGGAGGAGAUUGACUACGACCAUGACGGGACCGUGACGCUGGAGGAGUGGAUCCGGGGUGGCAUGACCACCAUCCCUUUACUGGUCCUCCUGGGGAUGGAGACGAACGUGAAGGACGAUGGGCAGCAUGCCUGGAGGCUGAAGCACUUCAAGAAACCUGCCUACUGCAACUUCUGCCGCACCAUGCUGCUGGGGGUCCGCAAGCAGGGCCUCUGCUGCUCCUUCUGCAAGUACACCGUCCAUGAGAGGUGCGUGUCCAAAGAUAUUGCCUCCUGCAUCAGCACCUACGUGAAAUCCAAGAGAAACACGAGUGUGAUGCAGCAUACCUGGAUUGAGGGCAAUUCCCCCGUCAAGUGCGACAGAUGCCACAAGAGCAUCAAGUGCUACCAGGGCAUCACUGGCCUGCACUGCGUCUGGUGCCAAGUCACUCUCCACAAUAAAUGUGCCUCCCACGUGAAGCCGGAGUGCGAUGGGGGCCUGCUGCGGGACCACAUCUUGCUGCCUUCCUACAUCUGCCCCGUCGUCCUGGACAGGCAGUCCCACUGCCGGAGAUCGGAGAGCGACUCCCCUGCCAGCACUAGCCCUGAGGACAACCAGGCCUUCAAGUUCAACUCCACCACGGUGGAUGGGCAAGGACUGCAGAUCAGCCCCCGGCCCGGGACGCACCCUCUCCUGGUGCUUGUGAACCCCAAGAGUGGAGGAAGACAAGGGGAGCGGGUCCUCCGGAAAUUUCACUACCUGCUCAACCCACGCCAAGUGUACAACCUAGACCGCGGCGGGCCCGCGCCGGGGCUGAGCUUCUUUCGGGACACUCCGGAUUUCCGCGUCCUGGCCUGCGGAGGGGACGGCACAGUGGGCUGGAUCCUAGACUGCAUAGACAAGGCGAACUUGGUGAAGCACCCACCGGUGGCUGUCCUGCCCCUGGGAACAGGCAAUGACCUGGCCCGGUGCCUGCGCUGGGGAGGAGGCUAUGAAGGAGGCAAUCUGAUGAAGGUCCUGAAAGACAUCGAGCACAGCACGGAGGUGAUGCUGGACCGCUGGCAGAUAGAUGUCAUUCCCACUGACAGAGAGGCCAAUGGAGACCCUGUCCCGUCCACCAUCAUCAACAACUACUUCUCCAUCGGGGUGGACGCCUCCAUCGCCCACCGCUUCCACGUCAUGCGAGAAAAGCACCCCGAGAAAUUCAACAGCAGGAUGAAGAACAAGCUGUGGUACUUCGAAUUCGGGACGUCGGAGACCUUUGCAGCCACCUGCAAGAAGCUCCACGACUACGUUGAGGUGGAGUGCGACGGGACCCUGCUAGACCUGAGCAACGCGUCCCUGGAGGGCAUCGCCGUCCUCAACAUCCCCAGCAUGUACGGUGGCUCCAACCUCUGGGGCGAGACCAAGAAGCAGCGCAGUUACAACCGGCUGGGCAAGAAAGCGCCGGAGAAGCUGCACGCCACGGUGGUCACUGACACCAAGGAGCUCAAGUUCUGCGUGCAGGACCUCAGCGACCACCUCUUGGAGGUGGUGGGGCUGGAGGGUGCGAUGGAGAUGGGGCAGAUCUACACGGGGCUGAAGAGCGCUGGAAAGAGACUGGCCCAAUGUUCGUCCGUCACCAUCAGGACAUCCAAGCUGCUGCCCAUGCAGGUGGACGGGGAGCCCUGGAUGCAGCCAUCCUGCACCGUCAAAAUUACACAUAAAAGCCAAGUGCCGAUGCUGUUGGGCCCCCCACAGAAGAGCAGCUUCUUUUUCCUGAAGAGGAGAAACCGAACUCGAGAUUAA
Molecule: messenger RNA, 2691 nt
Organism: Haliaeetus leucocephalus (bald eagle)
Lineage: Eukaryota; Metazoa; Chordata; Aves; Accipitriformes; Accipitridae
Product: diacylglycerol kinase beta-like
Exons: 25
Coding region: 1-2691 (896 amino acids)
Biological process (GO): intracellular signal transduction; lipid phosphorylation; diacylglycerol metabolic process
Cellular component (GO): plasma membrane
Molecular function (GO): calcium ion binding; ATP-dependent diacylglycerol kinase activity
Source: RefSeq, a predicted model, not a curated record